AUGUCUAGAGUCGCGGCCUUAUGCGUCGGUGAUCACCCUGACCCCAAUUUCAAGAGAGAAGGACCUUUCCGUUACUUCGACCUCCCCACUGAGGUCCGCGAUCAGAUCUUGAGGCUGCUGCUAGUUCGUGAAAAUGUUGCACUGGGUAGGGAAAAGUCCAUUCGGAAUCGUUUUAGCGGUUGGAGUCACGAGAAACCGAUGUGGCAACUACUCAGGGUGAACGGUCAACUGCGGGCUGAAGCUAAAGUUGUCCUCUUCUCACAGAGGAACAAUACGUUCUACUUUCCAAUCGGCGGGACUUUGACAGGUGUUGCGUGGUGGUAUAUGUUAGGGCGUCCUUCUCCUCACAUCCAGGCUGUUCCGCCCCCAAUCAGGAAGCUGGAUUGUGCAUUUGAUAUGCGCGACUUUGAAGAGACCACCUUCAACAUGUUCGAGGGGACGAAACGGGACUACCAUGAUGAAAUGGCUCCUGGGGAUGUUCCCUUCGAGCGACUUCCACCAAUCGAGCGAUUGGAUCUUAUACAUGACAGCUACCGGUCCAACAUGUUGAGAGUAUGGCGCGGGAUCGCUGAGGCUUUUUGCAUGAUGAAAUUGUACCUGCUCCGACUAGACGUCAGCAAAGCCCGUGCUGCCGACUCGUAG
Messenger RNA from Letharia lupina, 642 nucleotides. RefSeq lists its product as uncharacterized. The record is from RefSeq and is a predicted model, not a curated record. The transcript has a single exon. Lineage: Eukaryota; Fungi; Ascomycota; Lecanoromycetes; Lecanorales; Parmeliaceae. Bases 1 to 642 code for a protein of 213 amino acids.